UUUUCAAUACUCAUCUGGAUUGAAGCAGCAAACAUUCAGUUAGUGGAUGCCAGUAAGAAGAUCUUUAUAUUGAUUGUAAAAGAGGAUAAUGUUGCAGUGGAGUGUUUGGUCCCAGUGCUCGUGUGUGUCUCAGAGGCAGCAGCGCUACCGUGUAGCUCUCUCCCCAGCCACCAGGGGACAGCAGUGCACUCCUGUUGAAACAGAGAGCAGGACAUGCCGUCUCAGUCAGUGUGAUGGGCAUGCUGCAGCAGAACGGGAGCUGUGUUCCUUCAGAGGAGUGUGGCUGCGUCCACCUGCAGCACCACGCUUCAGGACAACCACCCACACCUGUCACUGUCCCUCAGGGCGCCUCAGUCACCAUAGGCUGCAGUACCUGCCUUUGCCAUGGUGGAACUUUUCAGUGUGACAUUAGAGAGUGUGAAGUCAUCAUCAGCGAGUGGUCGGAGUGGACUCCCUGUUCUCCCUGUGUGCCCUUUUCCUUCCUCCAGAACGGCACCUCCCAAGCAGGAGUUAUCAGUGGCAAUAACAUGGUCUCAAUCCAGAGGCGUUUCUAGAGAGGAGGAGGAGAGCCAAUGUCCAGAACCACUGGUAGAGGAGAGGCUCUGUUCACAGAGGAACCAAAUCUGUGUCAGUGGAGUGUGUGGAGUGCUUGGACAGCUUGUGCAGAGCCUUGCAGCGGUGGCGUCAGGCAGCGCUACAGACAGCCCCUGGCCUCUCUUCCAGGACCCCACUGUAAAAGCCAACAGACACAGACCCAAAGCUGCAACACAGGACUCUGCCCAGUGUGUGUGAGAACGGCACUCUGGUGUGCACCAAGCUUCAGUGUCCGGUGUAUGAGCCAUGGAACCCAUGGAGCUCCUGCUCAGCAUCCUGUGGCCGUGGCCAGAUGACAAGGACACGCCUUUGCCAGGAUACAGAGGGCGGUCCUUCCUGUGAUGACACCAUGCAGAAAAAGAACUGUGAUCUGCCAUCAUGUCCAGCUUCCUGCCAGAGGGGAGGGGUUCAAACUGUUUGUUUCCGGGGUGACGGGGAUCGGCUACAAUCUUUCCUGCUGGUGGUGGGAUGUCCUGUGUUGGACCACUGGAACAGAGCCUGGGUGUCCUACUGGGCAGGUGUUUAGUAACUGUUCAGGUUCCUGUCCAUAUACCUGUGAGGACCUUUGGCCACACACUCAGUGUUUACCUGGAGCCUGCACCCCUGGGUGCCACUGCCCUUCUGGACAGGUCUAAACCAAGUGUGUGCCAAAGAGGAGUGUUCAACUGUACCUCCAAGUUCUGUGAUGCGUGUCCUGACGGGGAGCAGUGGAAGAGGAGCGCGUCGGAGGAGGUCCCGCUGUGCGAGAGGAGCUGCCAAGACAUUUAUUCCUCCUCUCCUGUCAACUGCAGCCGCUCCAUCGAGGGCUGCGUGUGUGGGGAGGGGCUUUACCGCAACACUGAGGGGGUGUGUGUCCGCCCUCUGUCCCUGCCAUGACCAGGGCAUCCUGCGGGAGGCCGGAUCAGAGUGGGAUGAAGGCUGUGUGACAUGUCACUGUGUGAACGGGAAGAAACUGUGCCAGUUAAGAUGUUCGCCACUCAACUGUGAUGAGGGCGAGGUCAAGGUGGAGGAGCCAGGCAGCUGCUGUCCAGUCUGUAGAAAGCAGUUUCCAGACGAGCCCGUGCCAGAGUGUCGUCGCCAUGUGCAGGUCAAGAACAUCACCAAGGGAAACUGUCGGCUUGACAACGUGGAGGUCAGCUUCUGCCGGGGACGCUGUCUGUCCAGGACAGAUGUCAUCCUGGAGGAGCCCUACCUCCAGUCAGUUUGCAAGUGCUGUAGUUACCGUUUGGACCCUGACAACCCAGUCCGUUUCCUCAGCCUUCAGUGUGAGAGUGGAGAGAGCGAGCCGAUCGUCCUGCCCGUCAUACACAGCUGUGAAUGCGCCAGCUGCCAAGAGGAAGCAGUGAAGUUAUGAUUCCAUCAGUCUCCUCCUCACAGGACUUCUUGUCCAGACGUGUGUGUGUGUGUGUGUGUGUGUGUGCGUGUGUGCGUGCGUGCGUGCAUGCGUGCGUGCGUGCGUGCGUGUGCAUCAGGGCGAGUAUGAACACCAAGCCGAGUGGGAGCGCCACACUGAAAGCCAGCUGGGUGAUGGUUCGUGAAUUUUGGGAAGGACAGAUCGUUGGAUGGAUUGUUGUAAAAAUGUUGAUGUACACAUUGUUCUGUAGUCCUUAGACAUCAUAUGACUGGAUGCUACUGCUGAUCAUAGAGUUUCUGUUCUGAAAUGUUAACCUUUAUUCUUCAACCUGUACAGCUUUUUUUCUACUGUAAUAUUAAAGGACCUAUGAUCCUAAGACCUAUUAUGCAUUGAAAUGUGUUGUUUGUAUGUUUAAAGAAAAUGAAAACAACUAUAUGUGCCAUCAGUUUUCUUUAAGUUGGAGUUUACUCUCACUGU
Molecule: messenger RNA, 2425 nt
Organism: Perca flavescens (yellow perch)
Lineage: Eukaryota; Metazoa; Chordata; Actinopteri; Perciformes; Percidae
Product: SCO-spondin
Exons: 16
Coding region: 1280-1948 (222 amino acids)
Molecular function (GO): protein binding
Source: RefSeq, a predicted model, not a curated record